UAUAAAAUGCUUUGUGGCAGAAGCAGUUGGAAUCAUCAGAAAAGACUGAAAAGUAUCUUCAGAAGGAGCUUAAUUUUGUCCAUUUCCAGAAGUCCAUUUCACGAAAAAACAUGAAAAGCCUUUAUUAUAUGGUGGGACUUCUUUUUAUGUUACUGCAAGGAAGUUUACAAAGUCCUAUCCAGGAAACAGAGGACAAGUCCAGAUCAGUCAAAGCUGCAAGGACUGAAGCACUAGAUGAUUCAGAUCAGCACAAUGAAGUUAAACGUCAUUCACAAGGCACAUUUACUAGUGAUUACAGCAAGUACCUAGACUCCAGGCGGGCUCAAGACUUUGUCCAGUGGUUAAUGAACUCAAAAAGAAGCGGAGGAAUAUCAAAGCGCAAUGUUCAAUUUGAAAGGCACGCAGAAGGCACAUAUACCAAUGAUGUAACCCAGUUCUUGGAAGAAAAAGCAGCCAAAGAAUUUAUUGACUGGUUGAUAAAAGGAAAACCAAAAAAACUGAGAUUAUCAAGACACGCAGACGGAACCUUCACUAGUGAUAUGAGCAGCUAUUUGGAGGAGAAAGCAGCCAAAGAAUUUGUUGAUUGGCUAAUUAAAGGAAGACCAAAAAGAAAUUUCCCAGAUCUUUCAGCAGAAGAGAUGGACAGACGGCAUGCUGAUGGCAGUUUUACCAGUGACUUCAACAAAGCCCUCGAUAUAAAGGCUGCUCAAGAGUUUUUGGACUGGAUAAUUAACACCCCAGUUAAAGAAAGGGAUUUACUGGAAGAGCAAUAGAAAUACAGAAGAUCUUCAACAAGGAUUCACGCGGCUGUCACUUGAAAAAUGAUGACUUUGUGUUCUGUAAAUUCAAGCAGGUGUAUCAUAAAGCCAUACAGUAUAGCUUUGCAUGCAAAGUAAAUGAAAUUUCCAGUAGUGUUUUCUUGUUGGGGAAUUCCACAAAGAGAAGAUUCUGCUUAUAAAUGUGUCUCUACCGUAACAGGUUUAAUGCUUUCCUUCACGUUCGGAUUUGCACUGCACAAUGAAAAGAAGCUUUGCCGAUCUCCCGUGAACGAUGAGGGCUUAAAUCCAGAAGUGCCAUUCUCACGCCCACUUAUUUAAAAAAGUUAUUUAAAAAAAAAGAUAGAAAAAAUAUAACUUGUUUAAAUUAAAAUAAAAUAUAUACCUUAUUUUUCUAUGAAAAUGAACUGUAUAUAGAAUUUACUCCAAUCAGUCGUGUCUUAGAAAAAGGGUAACCCUGUUUGAAAUGUUUAUUACAAGUGCUAAGCUUUCGGAAUAUUAACUAGUAGCCUUAAAUAAAGUUUUUUAAGCGUCA
Molecule: messenger RNA, 1311 nt
Organism: Rana temporaria (common frog)
Lineage: Eukaryota; Metazoa; Chordata; Amphibia; Anura; Ranidae
Gene: GCG
Product: glucagon
Exons: 7
Coding region: 111-773 (220 amino acids)
Biological process (GO): negative regulation of apoptotic process; adenylate cyclase-modulating G protein-coupled receptor signaling pathway; positive regulation of insulin secretion involved in cellular response to glucose stimulus
Cellular component (GO): extracellular region
Molecular function (GO): hormone activity; glucagon receptor binding
Source: RefSeq, a predicted model, not a curated record